This is a messenger RNA of Tetrahymena thermophila SB210, 549 nucleotides long. RefSeq names its product ADP-ribosylation factor(Arf)/Arf-like (ARL) small GTPase family protein. Gene Ontology annotation, molecular function: GTP binding; GTPase activity. The transcript has a single exon. Gene Ontology annotation, biological process: protein transport. NCBI's taxonomy places the organism in Eukaryota, Ciliophora, Oligohymenophorea, Hymenostomatida, Tetrahymenidae. The record is from RefSeq and is a predicted model, not a curated record.
AUGUUCAAAAAAGUUUUAGAUUGGAUUAGAAGCCUCUUUUGGAAUAAAGAGCUUGAAAUUUCCAUAGUUGGCCUUUAAAAUGCAGGAAAAAGUACUUUAGUUAACACAUUAGCAACAGGAAAAUUUGAUGAAGAUACAAUUCCUACAAUUGGAUUCAAUUAAAGAUAAAUUAAAAAAGGAAAAAUAUAAAUGAAGCUUUGGGAUUUAGGUGGUCAGCCUCGUUUCAGAGAAAGUUGGGAAAAAUAUUGCAGAGAUGCCGAUGUUAUAAUAUUUGUUGCUGAUGCUGCAGAUCUAGGAAAUAUUGAUAUAGCUCGCACACAACUUCAUUAACUAAUUAGUUUUCCUUCACUUGAUGGAAUUCCUUUACUUGUAUUAGGCAACAAAAAUGACAUACCUAAUGCUCUAACUGUUUAAGAUUUAAUAAGUUAAUUCGAUUUAAAUAGUAUUAAAGAUAGAAAAGUAGCCUGCUAUAGCAUAUCAGCUAAAAAUUCUAACAAUAUUGAUGAAGUAAUGAAGUGGUUAACUGAUCUCCCUAAGCGUAAGAAAUGA